UGCUGGGCGGUUCCUGCCAAAGAGGAAGGGAACUAGGGCAGUAGCGAUGGCCCCGGGCUGGAACUCCGGGCCACCUCACCCUCCGCCAGCGUUGCGAGAGAAGCCGCGGCCGCAGCCGAAGAGGGGGCUGGAGUCGCGGCUGGAGUGGAGGAGGCACAUGUGAGUUGCCGGGAGUUGCCGGUGCCGGAACACCUCAAACUCUAGGCGGGAGUUCAGGUAUACUGAUCCCGCUGUCGCCACUCCGCACCGGCGCCCCCUCCCAGGCCUAGACAACAGGGCUGGGGUCUCCCUUGGUGCUGGACUGGCUCCUCUCAGGCCGAGCCCUCCACGCCUGUCUUGGACUCUCUGCAGACUCAGGACGGAAGCUGGAGGACAGUGAGCACCCCCGAUCCGGGCAUUUUCUUGUCGCCCAGGCUGUGUCCUAGUUGUAGCAACUGGGUGCCUCCUCCUGCUGCCACCUCUCCAGCUAGGGAGGCACUGGCGCCUUCCCCCUGUCUCGUUCUGCGUCCCUCCCUUUCCUCCCAUUCGACAACAAAUUUGUUUUCCCUCUCCAUUGGGAAUCCUGUCUCAGAAGUCUAAAACACCUAUCAUUAGCGGAGCUGAGAACCAGUCGUUCUUGACUUGGCUUUUUAUCCCCUUUGGGAGAUAAAAGUUGUCACCUUAACACUCUCGUAACUGACACUUCACACCCAGGACCUUAUUCAUUUGGAUCACCAGCUAGCUGUCUGGCCAUAUCCCACCCAACUGAACUCCAUUUUCCCCUGGGCUCCAAUCUCCAGCUUCCAGUAGAUCUGGUCAGUCCCACCCCUGGGUGGGAGUGACCAGGGGGCUCUGGCCCAGGAUCCUCCAUCCUGGAAGGCAGCUCCAAGGUAGCAAGAGAAUUAGGGGUCGGGUACGAACCUGGCAGCUCAGGAGUGGGUGCCCCACUCACCCCACAUAAGAAGAUGAAAAAGCGCAAAGAGCUCAAUGCAUUGAUUGGCUUAUCUGGAGACGGCCGGAGAAAGAAGCCCAAGAAAGGCUCAGGCCACCGCCUGCUUCGCACUGAGCCUCCUGACUCUGAUUCUGAGUCCAGCUCAGAGGAGGAAGAGGAAUUCGGUGUCAUUGGAAAUCGCUCUCACUUUGGCAAGGGAGACUAUUUACGAUGCUGCAAGAUCUGUUAUCCCCUCUGUGCUUUUGUCAUCCUUGCCGCCUGUGUCGUGGCCUGCGUUGGCUUGGUGUGGAUGCAAGUUGCUCUGAAGGAGGAUCUGGAUGCCCUCAAGGAAAAAUUUAGAACAAUGGAAUCUAAUCAGAAAAGUUCAUUCCAAGAAAUUCCCAAGCUUAGUGAAGAACUACUCAGCAAACAAAAACAACUUGAGAAGAUUGAAUCUGGAGAGCUGGGCUUGAACAAAGUCUGGAUAAGCAUCACAGACAUGAACAAGCAGAUUUCUCUGUUGAAUUCUGUAGUAAACCACCUCAAAGCCAAUGUUAAGUCAGCAGCAGACUUAAUUAGCCUGCCUGCCACUGUAGAAGGACUUCAGAAGACCAUAGCUUCCAUUGGCAAUACUUUAAACAGUGUCCAUCUUGCCCUGGAGGCAAUGCAGAAAACUGUGGACGAACACAAGAAAGCCAUGGAAUUACUACAGAGUAAUAUGAAUCAGCGCUCCUUGGAGACCAGGGGAAGCAACCAGAUUAUUCCAUCACCUUCAGCUCCAUCAGAACUUGACAAUAAAACCCACAGUGAGAAUUUGAAACAGGAUAUCCUGUACCUUCACAACUCUUUAGAGGAGGUAAACAGUGCCCUAGUGGGGUACCAGAGACAGAAUGAUCUUAAACUCGAGGGGAUGAAUGAGACAGUCAGUAAUCUUACCCAGAGAGUCAACUUGGUAGAAAGAGAUCUGGUUGCUAUGAGCAAGGUAGAAAAGCAAGCAAACCUGUCCGUCAGCAUGAUACGGGAUAAAGCUGCCACUCUGAAAAGAGAGUCUUUGUACCAGGUGACCAGCAGAACAGAUACAGUAAAAACCCAAAGUAUAAAGAAAGAAGAUAGUUCAGAUUCUCAGGUAUCCAAGCUAAGAGAAAAACUACAGCUGAUCAGUGCUCUCACCAACAAACCUGAAAGCAACAGGCCUCCAGAGACCACCCAUGAAGAGCAAGCACAGAGUGUCACAUCAAAGCCUUCAGCAUUGCCAGAACUUCCACAGUCUCUUGGAGACCACACCGAGAAUGCUGCCCAGCUAAGACCUGUCUCCCUACCAGGAAUUUCUAGUAUCAAAGAUCUUCAGGAUUUUUUCCACAAGACUGGCCAGAACAUGGAUGGGAAGCUGACCUACCAGGAAAUUUGGAACUGCUUAGGUUCUGCUAUGCCAGCACCAGAGAGUUUGAGAGAGUUUGAUGCUGAUGGAGACGGAAGAUACUCGUUCCUAGAGCUAAGAGCAGCUUUAGGUGUCUAGCCUCACUGGGCAUAUUUAGAAAUGGAUAUAUACCCUGGGCUACCCAAUAUCUACUCACAACCCUUCUAUUUACCUGUCAGUUCUCCAGUUCUCCAAACUACUGUAGGAGACACAUUGCCACCUUUUAACUUGUUGGGAAAAGCUAUAUAAAUGUUAUUUUUUUAAAGAUAAUUUUACUUAUGAUAUUAGAAAUCUAUGAUUUCCUGAAACCAGUAAGAUCUUAAUUCUAAAAUUGCCAGAAUAAAAGUCAAGCCCUCUUUCUUUCUCUUUCCUUUUUUUGUAAGGGAAGGAGACCCUAUCUUUUAGAACUGGAAAAUGUGUAUAUAGUGAGAAGAAUCCACCUUUUAUAUUUCACAUAAAUUUGCCUUAAAUUAGCUGCACUUUAUACACGACAGGCUCAGAAAAUGUCUUUUCGUUAUAAGACUUUUUCUGUUUGUAAAUAUUUAAAAUGAAAGAAAGGAUUCUGCAUAUUUUAUGAGAAGUAGGAGGAAUGGUUUGAAACAAGAUGUGAACAAAAUGACUUGUUAGUAAAAAUUGCUAAUCUGAUCUGGUAGCGGCUAAAACUAGGUCCAUGUCUCCCUCCUCCAAGCAUCUCAUUUAGGUGCUGCCAUGGGGUUUAGUCCAGUGGCUGGAGGAGUAUAUUUAGCGAAUGGAUACUGUGGGGACAGACUCCAGGCUCAGGAAGUAAGAUCUGGCUUUUUUGUUUCUGUCCCCUUAGUUAAUCCCAACCUGUGAACCAGAAAAGUUUUGUUGGGGAUAUUUCUCAUUUUCAAUCCUAUUUCAGGGUUUAUGAGCAUAAAAGUUAUCCAGUGGCGAGCUACAUUUCCUCCCUGAGUGAGCUAGAUUAUCUUCCCCCACCUCCAAACUCAAUCCCUGCCCCCCUCACACACACACACACACACUCAAAUCUCAAAGCUAUAGCUGACUUCCACCUCUAACACUAUAUCCAUUCUCAGUGGUGGGGCUGCAGUCCUUUGGCCACUGUCUCAGCCUGGCUGCCCAGGAGUUUUGGAGGAGAGGUAUGCCUCUAAUUCUGACCCAGGAAACUCCUUGAGAUUUUACCUGGGGGCUAACCAAGAACCUAAUUUGUUCCUAUGAGGGCUAAGGCCAAAAAGGUUGUGAACCUAUAAGGUUUCUUCAUAAUUAUCAGGUCAGAAGUAGAAGCUUUAUGUCCAGAGAAUGCCAAAAUAGCAAACAGGCCUAGAGCAUUGGGCUUCACAUGAUGGUAGCAAGAGUUUUCAUAUCUGAAUACAAGCAAGUACAAUACUUUCUCCUUUAAAGGCUUCUGUAGGCCUGGUACUAAAAGACCCUGGACUGGAAGGAAGUAUAUCUCCAUGUCACCUGUGUGUGUGGUGCAUUGUUCUCAGGAGCCUUUGGACAAAACAAGGAAAAAACUUUGCAAAACUUAACUGUGCUAUAAGCCAAGUCAGGGAGAAACCAGAGAAGCUUUCAUGGCACCAGCUUCUUCAGUGAAGCCGAUUUCCAUUUUCACUUUGUCCUAGUUGCCCAGUUAGCCAUGGAUGCAGCCAGGCAUCCUUAACUAUUUAAGGGCUGUUUUAUUUUUUCUUUAUAUGAUAUUCAGCUUGGUGUAGGCUAACCUUGACUUUUUUCUAGAAAUACUAAAAUUUAGUUAAACCAAGAUAAAUUCCUUUCCCAUGAAUGUAUCUGCUUACCUCAUACGCUUGUCCUUCUCUCUUUUAAAAAGUGUGUUUUCCUUACUUAUCCAAGCUAUUUCACUUUCUUGAAAAGGUCAAAAUAUAGUAUAAAAAUAGCCUAGUACACCCUGGCCAGGUAGCUCAGUUGUUUAGAGCAUUGUCCCCAUAUGCCAGAGUUGUGGGUUUGAUCCUGGUCUGGGCACAUACAAGAAUCAACCAAUGAAUGCAUAAAUAAGUGGAAAAACAAACAGUGCUCGCUCUCUCUCUCUCUCUCUCUCCCCCCCUACUUCCUCCCUCUCUCUCCUUUAUCCCUCCCUCUCUUUCUUCUUCCCCUUUCUCAAAUCAAUAAGUAAAAAAGUUUUUCAAAAAUUUGCCUAGCACUUUAGAUAACUCAAAGAUUACUCUUCCGGCUGCCUUCCAUGCCCCCCCUUUUAAUAUAUAUAUCCUGAUGUAUUUUAUAACAACCAAAUAACAUUCUAGCAAUAAAUUGAAUUAUACUGCUAUAUUUGUAUAUACUGUACCAUAAAUAGUAUGUCUGUACCUGGAAAGUAUUUUUUUGUGAACUGAUUUAUAUGAAAUAUACUUGAGGGUAAUGUAGCUUGUCCUUUUUAGUUUCAAAUUCUUAUUCAUAGGCAGAUACUUUGAAGACACCUUAACUCUUUGUUGUAUGUACUUUUCUUUUGCAUCAAGUAGCUGUCCGUGGAGGAGUCAGCUGUGGGGUUUUUGGUUUAUUAUCUGUUCUCACCUCAAGCUUGUCUGGCUAGCAUCACCCCUGAGCCAGGAAUCCCCCUACCCAAUUUGGCAGAGGUGUUCCUGCUACACUUUCAGACUUGUGAAUACUCUUGUCACACUGCCUGGGCGAGUGCCCUAUCUCCCAGGCAGACCUAGGGCAUCUUGAACCCCUUUGUUCAAAGAUGAGCAGAUUCAUUGGCUUAGGAAGAGCCUCAGAAACCUAUUAUUCAGUGUUAAUUUGGGAUUUUUUAUAAAUUGUCCUAACUUACCCAACCUGUGACUUGUGUUUAGCUGUGAUCAAGCCUCACCUGCCAGAACUCAGCUCUGAGAGGAAGGUUGAGCAGUAGUGGUGAAUUUGGCAUUGCUUUUGGUUUCUAGUACUAUGACCUUUUCACACUGGCAGCUCCCACUGCUGCUUUCCUCAUGUACCCAAAGCACUGCUUCUUGGUCCUUUUUUUCUUUUGUCUUGUACUCUCUGGUAUAAUGUUUACUUAAAGGGCCUCUUUAUAAAUCAGAGAGGCAAAUGGUUUUGUAGAAAGAAAACCAAAAGAAGAGAACCCCAGCUUGGGGGUGACUGUAGUGUUGUCUUAAGGGCCCCUAGGAGUGUCUGAAGCAGCAAAGCUAAAGAAAGGACACUCUUCACCUCCUAGCUGCUUUCCCUCCUGUUUCAGCUCCUUACUUCAUGUUGCUGGACAGAGCAUUCUCAGCACCCCCGGUGGUCUUACGGUCACAGCUGAAGAUUUUGACUGUGAUGGGCUCCUACUCGUAAUGGCCAGCCGUUGAGUUAUUUCUAGUGACAGCUUUUGUUUGCUGCACACCUCAUUGGCUUGCUUACCAACAACACCAGCUAGAUGCAGUCUCUUCUCUCAUCUCCAAACCAGAACACAUUUGGGUAUUCCUGAGACUUUAUAGAGCGUGAAUUGUUUGCUAUAUGAACCUAACCUACCUUGUUGUUUUCUCACAUUAACAAAUGUUGAUCUACUUGACAUUAGUAGAGCUAUUUUGAUAAUGUAUAAUGUAGUUUUGGUUCUGUUGGGGGAGUGAAUUCAAGAUUUCCAUGACUUGAUUUGAACUUUGCUUAUUCCAUAUUAGUAAUACAGCCAUUUUAAUUUAUCUAAAUAAAAGAUUUUCUUUCUCUCC
Artibeus jamaicensis (Jamaican fruit-eating bat) is the source of this 5953-nucleotide messenger RNA. RefSeq names its product EF-hand calcium binding domain 14 (gene EFCAB14). The record is from RefSeq and is a predicted model, not a curated record. Gene Ontology annotation, molecular function: calcium ion binding. Bases 945 to 2426 code for a protein of 493 amino acids. Lineage: Eukaryota; Metazoa; Chordata; Mammalia; Chiroptera; Phyllostomidae. The transcript is spliced from 11 exons.